AAGACCGUGGAAACAACACCUGUUAGGAUCCUUUUGUUUUCCAGUCAGUCAAAGGGGACUGCUCUUUACAUGAAGCAUUUGACGAUUACAACCCCAAUAGGGGCUCAGAGAGAGACCAGAGAGAUAUCCCCCCCCCCCCCCUUCACUGGUACAGCUGACUGAACUACUGGGGGACAAAGUGAACACACUCUGAAAGACUGUCUCACUAGACGAACAGCCUGAAAGAGGUUCAACAACAUCUGGAGCACCUGAGGAACGAGGUUGAGACACUCCUGAACUGAGCUGAGUGACUUGGCAGGCCAGAGGAACGAGGUUGAGACACUCCUGAACUGAGCUGAGUGACUUGGCAGGCCAGAGGAACGAGGUUGAGACACUCCUGAACUGAGCUGAGUGACUUGGCAGGCCAGAGGAACGAGGUUGAGACGCUCCUGAACUGAGCUGAGUGACUUGGCAGGCCAGAGGAACGAGGUUGAGACGCUCCUGAACUGAGCUGAGUGACUUGGCAGGCCAGAGGAACGAGGUUGAGACGCUUCUGAACUGAGCUGAGUGACUUGGCAGGCCAGAGGAACGAGGUUGAGACGCUCCUGAACUGAGCUGAGUGACUUGGCAGGCCAGAGGAACGAGGUUGAGACACUCCUGAACUGAGCUGAGUGACAAGGCAGGCCAGAGGAACGAGGUUGAGACACUCCUGAACUGAGCUGAGUGACAAGGCAGGCCAGAGAAACGAGGUUGAGACACUCCUGAACUGAGCUGAGUGACAAGGCAGGCCAGAGAAACGAGGUUGAGACACUCCUGAACUGAGCUGAGUGACAAGGCAGGCCAGAGAAACGAGGUUGAGACACUCCUGAACUGAGCUGAGUGACUUGGCAGGCCAGAGGAACGAGGUUGAGACACUCCUGAACUGAGCUGAGUGACAAGGCAGGCCAGAGAAACGAGGUUGAGACACUCCUGAACUGAGCUGAGUGACUUGGCAGGCCAGAGAAACGAGGUUGAGACAACAGAGAGGCCCAAAACGUAGAGGCUUGUACUUGGUUACUGCUUGCCUGGUGGGAGCUGCAGAUAGCAGGUCCUGACCUCUCUACAGGACAUACUGAGAGGAGACUACAAGACUUCUCCUACAGGGUCACCCACCACAACAUGCAAGGGAAAAGUCAACACGAACACCAAGACAAUAAUAUGGAAUCAGACUUUGAUCCCAACAAGCAGCCUGAAAGUCCCCGUCUGAGAACGAGCCCUCCAAUCCUGUCAAAGUCCGCCAGAACCCCAAAUAUCAGCUGUUCCUGGAUGGAGACAUGAUUGGGAACGGAUCCAGGGAUACGAAUGGAACGUCUGGGAGAGAGAACGGGAACGGGAGAGAACCCAGGAACAGUUCCCGUUUGGACAGCGCUAGCUCCAGAUUCGGGCCAAACUUCCGCGGGUCCCUGGAAUCGCUUGCCUCUCGGGACUGGGACACCAUGUCAGACAGGGUGGGAGGUUUUGAGAGUCCUCUCAGGGUGUUCAACAGUCCCUACGCUACAGCGGCUUCCACGGAAUACAACCCUGGAAUGAACCGGAUGUCAGAGCAAAAGAUGCAGGAGGUGAUGUCUCCAGCCACGUCAGAGCUGAACCUGUUCAACAGCUACAACAGCAGAAGUAGCAGCCCCGUGCUCUCCUUCACCUCGGCUGCGACCUCCUCACGUGCACGCUUCUCAACCUUCGACUCUCUCAGGAGGCGGGACCAGCCGGUGAUGCCAAGCCAACUCCCCAUGCGGUCCACAGCGUCGCCUGUUGCUAUGCCCAGCAAGAGAGACUACAUCGAGGAGCUGACCAGACAGAUGGAUGCCUGUCAGAAGAGGAACCAGUUCCUGGAGGCAGAGAGCAUAGAGAUGGACAAGGAGAGGAACCAGAUCAGGUUGGAGAUGAGAGGCCUGUUGGUGAACAACGAGGACCUUCUCAGAACCAACAGUACCCUGCAGAUGGAGAUGAACAGGAUGAGGAUGAGGAUGGUAGAGCUGGAGAGAGACAACACGGCCAUGACGGAACGCUUCAAAGUUAUGGAGACGGAGCUGACCGAGGCCAGGGCCCAGAUGGUGGAGGCCAACACUCAGGAAUACGCCUUCAACUUCCUGCAGCAGUCUCUGAAGAAUAAGAUACAGGUCGCUGAGGAGGCGCUAGAGAAGCAGACACUCCACGCCCAGGGGCUGUCAGAGAAGCUGUGGCUGUCUGAGAGACAGUUGGAGGAUCUAGAGGUGGACAAGGAGACACGGGACAAGAAGAGAUCAGAGCUCAGCGACACUGUCUUCAGACUGGAGACUGAGCUAGAAGAGGCUCUACAGAAAGCCACCCAGGCGACAGCAGAGCUCAGUCUGCAACAGAAGCUACGAGAUGACGCCCUGCUGAGGGUAGAGGAGAUGGAGGAGAGUUUACUGGAGAGGGGUCAGGAGCUGCAGAUAGCCCAACAGACUGUCAGCCGCCUCCAGGGACAGGUGUCUGAUAAGCUGAUAGAUAAGGAGCGUUCCCUGGAAGAGGAGAUCCAGCUGAGAGAGAGAGUUCAGCUGCAGUGGAAGCAGGCAGAGAGGAGCGUAGAGGACCUGACCAUGGAGCUACAGACGGCUGCACAGACCAAGGAAGACCUGGUCAAGCAACUCAAACAGGCUCAGGAGAAACUGUUAGAUCUUGAGAGCGACCUGGAGGAGAUGCAGGACAGUGAACAGAGAUGGGCCAGCAAGAACAAGAGAGCCAUCGAACAGACAGAACAGCUCCAGUUGAAGCUGAUCCAGCAGAAAGAUGUGAAUGAGCAGCUGGACAGUGAGAAGAGCAUCCUGGAGAGACAGCUGCGGGACCUGCGCGUGGAGGUGGAGAACCUCCAACACACCAGAGUUCAUGAGGAUGUCAUCACUAAGACGGAGAGCCGGGCCAAGGAGCUGGAGAACGCUCUAAGGGCGGAGGAGAGGAACAAGGUGGUGAUGAACAACACCAUCAGUAAACUGGAGAGGAAGAACAACGAACUGUCUGAUCAGCUGGAGGAGGAACAUAAGAUGGCCAAGGAGCAGAAGGACCUGAUGUCCCAGAGGAUGCGUUCCCUGAAGCGUCAGCUGAACGAGGCGGAGGAGGAGUCCAGUCGUAGAGACGCUCAGUACCGCCACACCCAGAGAGAACUGACAGAGGAGAGAGAGACCUCCAACAGACUACAGAAACAGCUCCUAGACCAGCACCUCCAACUCAAACGUAAGGAGUCCACCAUGGCGAUAAGACAGACUCUGGAAGAUCUACGUCUGGACCUUAGUGUGGAUGAGGAGGACCAUGAGGAGGACCAGACCCCGCCAGUACCCACGGCCUCCAAGGCCUGAGACACCCUUCCUGGGACAGUAAUUGCAGCAUAGCACCAGCCAUACUAGCCUUACUCAUAACGCCUUUGUCCUAGAUUCAAUCCGGCCUGCAGAAGUUCCAUGCCAUUGCGCGAUUGACAUUUAUAGCUCAUUUCCCAUUGAUCCGGCGUAUGCAGCAUUCAACGUGAAUGUGGGUCUCAGCGAAUGGUGGGAACAUUGCCUUUAAAACGUGCAUGAAUGGGACAAAAUGAGAUGGGAUUGAAUCUAGGCCAUUAUUGAUAAAGGUACCAUUCAUACCACCAAUACAGGACGUACAGGGAAGAUACAACAGCAUCCUGUCAGCCAAUCAAAUCAGCACCCGCGUGUUUGAUUUUCAGGUUCAGCCAAUCAAAUCAGCACCCGCGUGUUUGAUUUUCAGGUUCAGCCAAUCAAAUCAGCACCCGCGUGUUUGAUUUUCAGGUUCAGCCAAUCAAAUCAGCACCCGCGUGUUUGAUUUUCAGGUUCAGCCAAUCAAAUCAGCAUCCGCGUGUUUGAUUUUCAGGUUCAGCCAAUCAAAUCAGCACCCGCGUGUUUGAUUUUCAGGUUCAGCCAAUCAAAUCCGCUCCCGCGUGUUUGAUUUUCAGGUUCAGCCAAUCAAAUCAGCACCCGCGUGUUUGAUUUUCAGGUUCAGCCAAUCAAAUCAGCACCCGCGUGUUUGAUUUUCAGGUUCAGCCAAUCAAAUCAGCACCCGCGUGUUUGAUUUUCAGGUUCAGCCAAUCAAAUCAGCACCCGCGUGUUUGAUUUUCAGGUUCAGCCAAUCAAAUCAGCACCCGCGUGUUUGAUUUUCAGGUUCAGCCAAUCAAAUCAGCACCCGCGUGUUUGAUUUUCAGGUUCAGCCAAUCAAAUCAGCACCCGCGUGUUUGAUUUUCAGGUUCAGCCAAUCAAAUCAGCACCCGCGUGUUUGAUUUUCAGGUUCAGCCAAAGGUUCAAAAAAUUACUGUAGCAUCUGAUAAAACAUUUAUUUUUUAAAUUUUUUAUUAAAUCUGCAGGUAAUUGAAAAUGUAAACCAGUGUGUCUUUACUUAUUGUGUUCCAUCAGGCUGCGUUUCCCAAACUCGGUCCUCUGGACCAUAAAAGGGGUGUACAUUUCGUUUUUUUACACUACACAGCUGGUUUAAAUGAUCUAAGCUUUAAAUCAGCUGUGUAUUCGGACCCCCGUUCUGGUCCCGAGGUCAGAGUUUGUGAAACCCUGCCAUAAGGGAGUUUAUUUGGUAAACUCCUGGACAAUAUAUAUUUUUUAAAUGUAAGUAAGUUAAAAUCCUAUGGGCUUGUAUCUUUCCUGAUUCACUUACUAGUGCCUUUUAACAGAGCUAAUCAAUUGGAAAAUAAAAAACAUUUUAUUAAAUCAAUUGUGUCAAAUAUGACUAACAAUAAAAAUAGACAUAGGAUUUGGGGAUUAUGUAAUGUUAGAGGGAUUUGGGGAUUAUGUCAUGUUAGAGGGAUUUGGGGAUUAUGUAAUGUUAGAGGGAUUUGGGGAUUAUGUAAUGUUAGAGGGAUUUGGGGAUUAUGUAAUGUUAGAGGGAUUUGGGGAUUAUGUAAUGUUAGAGGGAUUUGGGGAUUAUGUAAUGUUAGAGGGAUUUGGGGAUUAUGUAAUGUUAGAGGGAUUUGGGGAUUAUGUAAUGUUAGAGGGAUUUGGGCAAUAUUCUCUGCAAAUUACCAAAGCAAAUCUGUUGCAAAAUAUAGUUUAAUAGUUUGUUAGAAGCAUUAUACAUUAAUUUCCACUUAUCUUAUAUCUACGUGGUAUUGGGUAUUACUGUGCUGCACUGUAGACUAUGGGGAAAAGGGAGCUGUAUUUUAUUAAUAUAUAUAUAUAUAAAAAUCUUUAUUUUUACACCCAUUGAGCAGAAUGCAGAAGUGUCUUCCUUUAUGCUUGAAGGACAGACAGCCUGAAUGAGUGAAGCCGGUGGGACCAUUUAACAGUAUACUGCACUGUUUACAACACUUGUUACUUCAACCCUGAGCGACCCUGGGUGAGCAGAACCUGGGUGAGCAGACCCUGGGUGAGCAGAACCUGGGUGAGCAGACCCUGGGUGAGCAGACCCUGGGUGAGCAGAACCUGGGUGAGCAGAACCUGGGUGAGCAGACCCUGGGUGAGCAGAACCUGGGUGAACAGAACCUGGGUGAGCAGACCCUGGGUGAGCAGAACCUGGGUGAACAGAACCUGGGUGAACAGAACCUGGGUGAGCAGAACCUGGGUGAGCAGAACCUGGGCGAGCAGAACCUGGGCGAGCAGAACCUGGGUGAGCAAAACCUGGGAGUGAGUGAGGACCCAAGACAAACAUUUCACAGAAGAGGAAAGAGACCAUGUUAUUCUCGCGUUGAGGAAUCUAAAAGGGAAUCUAUUCUGUCUGCGUUGUGGGAAGCUUCUGGAUAUGCAUCUUACCUGAUGGAUCUGAAUGACUUGCUGUCCUGCUGUUUACAUGAUAGAACAUGGAGACUGGCGACUGUGUACUCUACUGGCAUAAACCUAUGUUAAUCAGGCAUUAGACAGGACAGACAGGUGGAAUCACUAAUAGACACUGUGUACUCAGGCUCCUCCCUCACUGAGGUGGAAUCACUAACAGACACUGUGUACUCAGGCUCCUCCCUCACUGAGGUGGAAUCACUAACAGUCACUGUGUACUCAGGCUCCUCCCUCACCGAGGUGGAAUCACUAACAGACACUGUGUACUCAGGCUCCUCCCUCACCGAGGUGGAAUCACUAACAGACACUGUGUACUCAGGCUCCUCCCUCACCGAGGUGGAAUCACUAACAGACACUGUGUACUCAGGCUCCUCCCUCACUGAGGUGGAAUCACUAAUAGACACUGUGUACUCAGGCUCCUCCCUCACUGAGGUGGAAUCACUAAUAGACACUGUGUACUCAGGCUCCUCCCUCACCGAGGUGGAAUCACUAAUAGACACUGUGUACUCAGGCUCCUCCCUCACCGAGGUGGAAUCACUAACAGACACUGUGUACUCAGGCUCCUCCCUCACCGAGGUGGAAUCACUAACAGACACUGUGUACUCAGGCUCCUCCCUCACCGAGGUGGAAUCACUAACAGACACUGUGUACUCAGGCUCCUCCCUCACUGAGGUGGAAUCACUAAUAGACACUGUGUACUCAGGCUCCUCCCUCACCGAGGUGGAAUCACUAACAGACACUGUGUACUCAGGCUCCUCCCUCACCGAGGUGGAAUCACUAAUAGACACUGUGUACUCAGGCUCCUCCCUCACCGAGGUGGAAUCACUAACAGACACUGUGUACUCAGGCUCCUCCCUCACCGAGGUGGAAUCACUAACAGACACUGUGUACUCAGGCUCCUCCCUCACUGAGGUGGAAUCACUAACAGACACUGUGUACUCAGGCUCCUCCCUCACUGAGCAUGUAGGGGUGAGGAUCUUGUGUGUAUUGUGAUGGGAUUUUAUAUUGUGAUAAUAAGAUGUUUUCUGGGUGUUUUUCUGGUUAUAUAGAGCUCCACUCUAUUGGGUCACUGUCAGGGGAAACGUACAGUAUUUCGGUUGGCAAAAUGUUCCUUUUCUCCUUUCUUCUUCGCUGGCAAAACCAAAUAAAGGGACGCAGUGUUA
Oncorhynchus nerka (sockeye salmon) is the source of this 6913-nucleotide messenger RNA. RefSeq names its product cingulin-like protein 1. Gene Ontology annotation, cellular component: myosin complex; bicellular tight junction. The record is from RefSeq and is a predicted model, not a curated record. Bases 1293 to 3329 code for a protein of 678 amino acids. The transcript has 19 exons. Lineage: Eukaryota; Metazoa; Chordata; Actinopteri; Salmoniformes; Salmonidae.